AUGAGUUUUGAGAGCAACGCAGAUCUCACGCCAGAAGGACUUUCAAGGGAGUUAAAUUCUCCUUCGGUUUCCUCACAGGCAUCCAUGUUGUCCGACAAUGGCGAAAGUGGCGAUAUACCCGCUGAUCAGGCCUGGUACGGCCACUUUCAAGGAGAACUCUCAAACCUCCCUAAAGACUCGUACGUCGAAAGAUUACUCGAGCUGACAGGAGAGAACACUGUGCAGAUAGAUCUGUUUAGAUCAUGGCUGUCCGAUAAGGCUAAAGCAGCCCGGCCAGACGAUUGUCCGACUUCCGAACCCAUCAAACGCAAAAGCACCAAGGGUGGUGGGACCAAGCACGUCAAAAAUGCUAAUGACUGUUAUUUGCUCCAGUCUUUCUUGGACGGGGCCACAGUUCACGAUAUUUAUGAGGUUUAUCGCUCGCAUAGCAGAGGUUCAACCCCUGCGGAUAUCAAUAGAAGGCAGCUGAUCCUCGACCAAGCCAUACGCCAUGUCCGAAUCGCGCCUGCCAACUCAUGCGCUACCAGUGUAGAUGUACAUGAGCAAGGUGUUGAAGUGGAAACCGAUCAGGAAACCUCAAACAUUCGCAUAACCGCAAAUACUAAUCCAGUGCAUGGCCCAAAGCUUCUCUCAAUGGCGGACAUUUGCGCGUGUGUGUGUAGGCUUGAAAAUGACAUGGCUUCUUUCAAAAACACUCAUAGCGAUCCCGCGCUUGAGCUCGAACAGUAUAAAGAGCUUAAUAAAGCAGUGUCACACGAUUUUAAUGCAAACAAAGUCAAACUUGCAGAACUUACUGCAACUGUCUCAAGGCUCGAUGCUGAAAAUGGUAACCUGCAAGCGCAGGUCACUAAUCUGCACCGGGAAAAGGAUGAAAAAGACCACGCAACUCUGAACGAUCCGAUCACCGAUAUCGUUGCGCUGAAAGAAUCUGUGGGCUCGUUUGAGACAGAACUGAACCGAAUUCGGGAUAAAGUUACUGAUUCUCAAGAGCCAGACAAAAUCUCGAAUCGAGGCAAAACGUUCGUUAAACAGACAAAAUCCGAUAUCGCUUCCGUACUUGCUAGGAUGGAGGCCUGUGAAGCAGCGUACGAAGGCCUUCAAGCUGCCCUAAAGGAGCACCAGCAGGAGUACUCCUCGUUAAAGGCAGAGUGCCACAAACUGCAAAGGGAUCUCAGUGACACGCGUUCGGAGUUGUCGGAUGCGAGCCGGAAACGCGAGGCCCUAGCUAAGGAUAACGAGAGGCUGCGGGGUAAAUGUGAGACCUUUGAGAAUCUGCCGAAAGAAUUCAAGGAGGUGAAAAUUGCUUUUGAGCGCAUAAAGGAUACGCGCGACUCGGGUGUGGCCAAGUUGCGCAAUGACGUCAAACAGGUAAAAACGGACGUCAAAAACACCGAGACUAUCUUGAAUGAACUUGACUCUAAAUUCAAAGAUCUGCGCAAAGGGCUUGACGCAGUCAAGUCCAAGGCCUCUGAUACCGAAAGGAAAGUAGCAAACGAAUUGAAGUCCCAAAAGGAUAGCUAUGCUACUCGUACCCGCAAUGAGCAACAUAAGGAUGCCAGCGCACAAACGGUCGCGGGAAACCAGCCAUCCACUCGUGUCAAAGGCACUCAACCUCUCGGUGAUGCAUCAGCGGUCCACCAUUCAGAACGAGCAGCCUUGGCCAGGAGGGCUGAGCAAGGGAUCCCCCCGCCCCAGCAAGUUGAACGAAUGGGGGCCCAACCCCAGCAUAUCGAACGGAUGAUCACCCCCACUACCCAGCAAACUGAACGAGCGGUCCCUCCACCCAAGCAAAUUGAAACAGUCGUCUUCUCCAAUCAGUGCAUGGUAAAGAACAGACCGAACCCGGAUAUCGACUCUGGGGUAGAUAGCUACAGAACGAACGAGCAGGGCUGCGGGGAAUUCACUGGCGUGACCAGAAAACCUCGACGGCGGAGGGCGCCCCUAUUCGUGGGGUUCAUCUCGCCCCGGACCACCGUUGACUCAAUACUUAGGUUCUUAGUUGGUCACAAAGUGAGCGAGCCGCACGUUAGACUCAUGAAAAGCAAAAUUAGAGGCACCCAGUCAGCUAAAGUCAUUGUUGACCUACAGGACAAGGACAUGUUGCUCCAUGAGGACUUCUGGCCAGCCGGUGUCCUCUGUCGGGAGUGGAUGGAUUAG
This is a messenger RNA of Lineus longissimus, 2157 nucleotides long. Its product is annotated as nucleoprotein TPR-like. The transcript has a single exon. The record is from RefSeq and is a predicted model, not a curated record. Bases 1 to 2157 code for a protein of 718 amino acids. NCBI's taxonomy places the organism in Eukaryota, Metazoa, Nemertea, Pilidiophora, Heteronemertea, Lineidae.